GGGGUAGCGGCCCUCGGCCGCACGUUGAGGAUCAUACAUCUGAUGACUACCGCCACCUCCACCAUUUUGUUUAAAUCACAUCAUCGAUACUAGCAACAAACUCUUCCCAUUCAUUCGUUUGAUCCAAGCUCUUUGGCUUAUAGCUCAGCUCCCUCCCUCUUUCGGGCGUUGCGCGAGCGACUGUGCGGAGCAGAGUUCCGAGAGGCAGAAGAGACGAUGCGCAUCUCGAGGCGGAGCCACCCACGCAAAGCCGCUCGCUCCGUCCGGCGCCGCCGGUCUUAGGUCCGGGGAGCCUGCAGCGACGGAGAGUGUGGGGGGAUGAUGAUGGCGAUCGGGAUCGGAUCGGGGGGAGCCUUCUCGCGGCCCUCCGCGGAGGAGCUGUGGCGGUCGAACGCCGGUGGCGGGUGGGCCACCGCCGCCGCCCUGCUCCUCGUGCUCCUCUGGCAUUGCCGGGGGAGGCUGAGGCUCUUCUUUGGCUUCCUCUUCCGGUCUACGCUCCCCUCCGCCUCCUCCUCCUCCUCCUCCUCCGCCUCCGCCUCCGCCUCCGCCGCGUCUCCCCAAAUCGGCGGAUUCUUGGAGACCGUGUCGGACGAUGAUUUGAGGUUUCUGAUUCGGAAUUUGGACGAGAGCAAUUGCAAUGAGGAGAGAUGGGAGGAUGUUGUCCAGAAAAGGAAUAGCCUGGUCUCGUACUCCGCCAAGUGCUGUAGACCGAAGGAUGGCCCCUUGAAAUACCUGAGUGUGACAGAAUUUGAGAAUUGCUCUCCUGAAUUGCUGAGAGACUUUUACAUGGACAAUUUUUACAGGCAGCAAUGGGACAAAACUGUUACUGAGCAUGUCCAGUUGCAGGUGGAUGUAAAUAAUGGAACUGAAAUUGGUCAAACAAUUAAAAAGUUUCCACUGUUGACAGCCAGAGAGUAUGUAUUGGCUUGGAGGCUGUGGGAGGACUCAGAUGGAGCUUUCUACUGUUUUACGAAGGAAUGUCAACAUCCCUCAGCACCACAGCAGCGGAAGUAUGUUCGUGUUAAGUACUUUAGAUCAGGAUGGAGAAUCAGGAAAAUUCCUGGCAGGAAUGCCUCUGAGAUUGGAAUGUUCCAUCAAGAAGAUGCUGGUUUAAAUGUGGAAAUGGCAAAGCUGGCUUUCGCAAAGGGGAUAUGGAGUUACGUGUGCAGGAUGGACAGUGCAUUACGCAAAUACUCAUCGAGUCAUCUGCAACAUGGCUCAUCUCUCAGUGCUGUCACUUUUAUCCAGAAGGUACCUCGUGAACUACAAAUGUCAAGCAGCGCUAACUCUUCAUCUGUGGCUGCAGCACCUUCAGUUCGUGUUGAAACAAUCAGUGAAAAGAAGAAACUAUUGAGAAGACCAUCUAAGAAAGCACUUGCCAAUGGUUUUCUUCUUCUAGGAGGUAUCAUUUGCCUGACUCGUGGCCACUCUACGCUUGGAGCUAAAGUAGCCGUCGGCUACGUGUUGACAAAACUGACUAAACGCGGUGCUUCUUCCAGUCAAAGACUGCAGAACUGAGGUACCGUGACCUAAGAAGUUGCUGGAACUGUAUUGAAGGUCUAACGAGCAAAGUACAUUUCGUUACAACACUAGGCUGAUCUAUUGGUACGACGACCACCAAUUGGAUGGUGUAGAAGAGGUGAAAAAGAGAGGUGCAUGGGUUAGAUUACACAGAGCAGAAAGAGAAAGAGAUCCUUAUUAAAGUUUUCGUAGUGUUUGGUCAAAUGUAUGUAGUUACCUGGAACAAGACUUACCAAAUCCACACAACAGAAUUGUCAGCUUUUAUGCACAAAUAGCCCAUUCUAAAACUGCAUUGUCUGCGCUGCAAAUAAUCCUUGAUGAUGUGUAAAUCAUAUGAUACGGCAUUCUAAUGUUGUAAUCCUUUAUUUAGUCUUUAACA
Molecule: messenger RNA, 1900 nt
Organism: Syzygium oleosum
Lineage: Eukaryota; Viridiplantae; Streptophyta; Magnoliopsida; Myrtales; Myrtaceae
Exons: 6
Coding region: 319-1518 (399 amino acids)
Molecular function (GO): lipid binding
Source: RefSeq, a predicted model, not a curated record